Molecule: messenger RNA, 1136 nt
Organism: Williopsis jadinii
Lineage: Eukaryota; Fungi; Ascomycota; Saccharomycetes; Phaffomycetales; Wickerhamomycetaceae
Gene: POP2
Product: CCR4-NOT core DEDD family RNase subunit POP2
Exons: 1
Coding region: 66-1103 (345 amino acids)
Cellular component (GO): CCR4-NOT core complex; CCR4-NOT complex; P-body
Molecular function (GO): poly(A)-specific ribonuclease activity; nucleic acid binding
Source: RefSeq, a predicted model, not a curated record
UAGACGUUCACGUCCAAAGAUAUCAUCGCCAGCACACCAGAUACGUCAUCGUAGGCCCGCCAAUGAUGAGUUUUCCUCAUCUACAACACAAUGAUCUUAAUCAGGCGCAAAUUCAGAAGCUUAACCAACUGCAACACCUCCAACAGAUGAACUACUCGCCACAGGUUGCUGCUAGAGGGUUAAACGCUCAGUAUCUUCAGCAGCAGCAGCAACAACAACAACAACAACAACAGCAACAGCAACAACUUCACCAUCAUCAACCACAGCAGCAGUUCCAGAUUCCUCAGAGUACACACAUCUCACCACAGAUAACGACAAUCAGGGAGGUAUGGUCCGAUAACUUUGAAUCUGAGUUGAAAAUCAUUCGUCUUCUCAUCGAGAAGUACAACUAUGUUUCAUUCAGUACCGAAUUUCCUGGGAUACUGGCAAGACCAAUCGGUGUUUUCUCCUCUACAGAUGAUUACCACUACCAGACUCUAAGAACCAAUGCAGAUCUGUUGAACCUAAUCCAGUUUGGUAUCUCUUUAAGUGGACCAGAUGGAAGUAAACCUGAUAACAUUCACAGCACAUGGCUUUUCAACUUCAAGUUCGACCUGAACUCAAAGAUGAUUUCAAGCGAAGCGUAUGAAACCUUGUCCAAGACAGGAAUCGACUUCCCAAAGCAUAACGAGUUUGGUAUCGAUCAGUUCGAAUUUGCAGAGAUGUUGACCUCGUCCGGGCUGGUGUUACUUCCAAACGUCUAUUGGUCAAGCUUCCACGCAGGUUACGAUUUUGGAUUCCUAGUGUCUCUUUUGACGAAUAACAUGAUGCCUGCAAAGGAGGAGGAGUUCUUGAGCAAAGUCAAGACCUUCUUCCCUGCGCUUUACGAUUUGAAGAUACUAUCAAGAUAUGUUGGUGCUAAUGGUGAACAGAAGGAACCGAAACACACAUUGGAGGCAUUGGCAGAGGAAUUGGGCAUACAUAGGGCAAGCGCUUUUGUAUCAACUGGAGGACAGGCGCUUUUGACCAAUUUCUGUUUAAUCGAACUGAAGAAACGUAUUGGCAACAUUAACAAGUUUUCUGGAUUGAUACACGGUUUGAUUAAUGAGCCAAUUGAUAUGUAAACCCUGUUAUUUAAUCUGUAUAUCGAAACCAAC